Molecule: messenger RNA, 6003 nt
Organism: Passer domesticus (house sparrow)
Lineage: Eukaryota; Metazoa; Chordata; Aves; Passeriformes; Passeridae
Gene: CCDC82
Product: coiled-coil domain containing 82
Exons: 7
Coding region: 229-1530 (433 amino acids)
Cellular component (GO): nucleus
Source: RefSeq, a predicted model, not a curated record
GGCGCGCGAGCCGGAGUGUCCCGAGCCGGAGCGGCCCUGGGAUCGGCCCUGGGAGCGAACCUGGGAUCGGCCCUGGGAGCGAGAGCGGCGCCCCGGACCCGAUCCCUUCCGUGCAGCCACGCCGGGCGCGGGCGCUUCUGCGCGUCCUGAGUGCGGUGUAGCCUCUGGAGAAGCUGCUGUGCGUGCUGAGUGCUGCUUGGUGUCCGCGGGUGUUGCUACAGCUUUCCGAUGGGGGUAGAAACAGCUGUCAAAAGAUACGAAACGAGGAAUAAGACAGCCGGGACAGGACUGGCGUCACCCAGGUCCCGAGUGGAUUGGAGACGCACUAGAAGGGCGCUGAUACUGCUUGACAGCAGUGACGAAUCCUCAGCCACCUCUGAGGAGGAGGAGGAGGAGGAGUCUGCCACAUCCGAAAGUGAAAUAAGUGAAGAAGACCCGACGGCUGUGGAGGGCAGUGCCGCAGAUCUGGGGGAGAAAGACCGCCGUGGGGAAGUAGCAGAGGAUGGUGACGAUGAGCGCGUUGUGCCUGGCAGGCGUAAGAGGUUGAGCACCUCUGUCAUGUAUGACAGCGAUGAAAGCGAGGGCAGCGACAUACUUGUUAGAAAGGUUUCUGCCAAACGCCGCUGUAUAAUGGAUGACGAUGAGAGUUCUGAAGAACAGCAGCCUGAGAAAACGUGCCCUGCAGAGAAUGUUUCUACUAGUAGGAAACAGAAAGUGCUUGCAAAAUUGAAAGAACUUGUAAGACAAAGUGCAGUUCGGAGAUCCUGCAGCAGUGCAAAUUGUGAGGAUUCUAAUAGUGAAGCAGCAAUGGAGGAGGAACCAUUCUGUCAGUUGCCCCUCACACCAUCAGAAGGCAGUGAAACUGAUGGUGACAGCCUGAAAGAUUUUGUAGUAGAGGCAGAGGAAGACGAUGAUGGUGAUGACAUUGAAAACACAGAGCAUGUGAAGAAUGAGAAUCAGCCACAUCAAAAGCAACGAAAUCCAUCAAACAGCGAGCUGCUGGCACACUACAUCCCACAGUUAUCUCGCUGUGAUCAUUAUGAACACUUCAAAAGAAUAGUAAAGGCUUUCCUCAUAAAUGCAAUUGAUGACACUUUUCUGAGCUCAUUAUAUGAUGGAACAAGACGAAAGAAAUAUGCACAAGAUAUGCUGCUCUCACUUCAUUAUUUGGAUGACCGCUUCAUUCAGCCUCGUCUUGAGAACUUAAUCUGUAGAAGUCGCUGGAAGGAUCGAUACAAGGAGCGUGUGGAUUGUUACCCAGAUGUUCGCAUAAGCUUGCAAAAUGCAGAAAAUAUGUCUUGUCAGGCCUGUGAACUGAAGCGGUGGUGUAAGUUCAAUGUGUUGCUCUCUGGAAGGCUUUAUGAUAGUAAAACUUUGGAUGUGGAUGACUUCAUGUCAGGUGAUAAACAGGUGAAGUUUGUUCAGCAUUGGGUCGCUAAGUUUACUAAUUCUGUGCCUGCUCUGCCUCUAGCCCUUGGAAGGUCCACGUGCACGCCAACAGUUCUUGUUUGCUCUAGGUUCAAACACUGAGUGAAACAGUGCAAUGGUCAUUCUAGCAGUCCAAGUGUGACCUUGUCAAAAUUUAUUGCUUCAUUCUUCAGAUUUUUCCCACAUGUGCUAUUUGCCACGUAGCUAUUCACUCAGGACAAAUUAUCUUGGCAUCUCAGAUGCAUUUACAUUUGCUGAUCUCCUUUCAAGAAAACUUGUUCCUAGCUACAUCAAUACAUUUUAUUAGAGCCUUUUCCCCACUACUGCAUUAUCAGAAUUACUUAUCCAAACUAGGGAACACUUCCAUUUAGGUAGUCUUGCAUCUAUUUCUCCCUCAGUUGUCACUUCUAGAACAUAUUGGAUUAGAUUUUUUUAACUAAAAGGCAUCUUUCAUGUUCUUACAUAAUGUUCCAUUAGGCAGUCAUUUUAGGUGAUUUAAGAAGUCAUCUAAAAUAAUUUAAUAAUAGCCUAAUACAAUUUUAUUUCACAGCUGAGCCUUUUGAAAACUUUGACUCUCAAGAACCUGGGUGUUUCUAACAUUUAGAGAUUUUCCCCUCAAAAUUACAGCUACACAUAAUUGUUAUGAUUAGGUGUGCAUAUAACCUUCAGUAAUGCAAUUCAUGACCUCUUGCGAUAAAUUCAAAGCACUUGAUUUGUCAAAAAUAAAAUAUUGCUACAGUUGUUUUACCAAGCUGAUACCGAAGUUCUGCCUUUCUUCCCUUUCAGGAGACACAGAUGGUAUUUUAUUUGUGAGUGUAAAGAAUUUUUGAGCACAGCUGAAGUUUCUCACAGUCUUUGUUGAAAAUAAAGUUUCAGAACCAGGGUUUUUUAAAGUAUAUUUGGUAAUAAGGUAUAAUAGGAUUUCUUAAGUAAAAAUAAAGUGAAGCCCUUGUCAAACAGGAAGUAUACCUUACUGAAGCUCAAACCUGUAUUGUUUGGGUGUUUGCAAAUUCUUUAACUUACAGUUUUGAGAGCUGUCACCAUGAUUAGCAUUUUGUCCUCAUGCAUCAUACAUGUAAUGUAGGAGCUUGGAAAUCUGUGACAGAGUUUUUCUUAUAUUACAGACCCUUCUGAGCAGCAGUUGCUGAUAUUCUGAUUUGAAAAGUAUGUAUGUGCAUGAUAGUCAAGAAAGCUAGGCUUUUCCAGCAACACUUUUCCCCUUUUUAAUCCUGUUUAUUGGAGGAAAAUAGUAAGUCCUCUGCAAUCAUCCCAGCACUGAUACUGCAAUCUGUCAUAGGCAUUCUUCCUUACAUACAGAUCACUAAUUUAAAAAUACUCCGUUUUUCAUGGAGAGCACGUGCCUUACCUAACCAGAAAUAAUUAGUGAACUAGCACAAGAAUUUAAUCUUUAUCUAACUUUCAGCUUCACUGUGGAAAUAACAGUAGCAGUUCCCUCACUGCUGACCAAAUGUUGUCUUGCAUAAAGUGUUGGCUAUUUUUCACUUUGGAAAAAACUUGAAGUAUCCUAUGGAAUACUGAACUAACUUGCUAGUUCAUUUUGGUCCUCUUCGGCUUAGCACUACAAAAUGAGAGCUUUUUUUACCCUGUGUACACCAGCAUCUGGGGACGUCUGCUAUGUCCCUGCUCAGUAUAGCUCAGUGGCUGUUAAGGAGGCUCAGGAGAGAGAGUAAUUGAGCACUUUCCAGUCAUUUUUGAUAGUGUCUUGUAAUGCAACAUUUGUGUUCUUAUGGUGACCUGCAGUUUAGACUGCUAAAAGUACUGUUCUCAAGGUGUCUUUAAAGCUCUGCUGGCAAUGCACUGAGCAACUUGUCCUGCCAAUUUAGAAAAAAAAAUAAAAGAAAAAGAGGCUCAAAGAGCUACAUAAAACUGCCAUUCCACAAGCCUAAUUGACUGAUAGAGAAGGCAGUUCAGCACUGACAGAUCAAAUUGAACAGAAACACAUAGUUGGACUAUUUUCUAUAGAUUUGUUUGAAAAUACUCAAGAAAAGUGGAUGUGAGGAGAACAAAAACAGACCUCCAACCUCCUUCUUCUGCAUAAAACUUUCCUUUUCUCUCAUCUCUGAAGUAUUCUGCUUUGCUGGUAGAAAGAGAAGAGAAACAGCUGUUCCAAUUUUGCUUAGGCUUGCAGUGAUUGUUCACUGUUUAGGUGCCAAUUCUUAUUUCCCCUGAUCAGGGAAAAUCACAAGGUUUAGAGGUGUAAGUGUCCUCCACACUUCCUUGCUCCUUGUGUCACCUGGAUUAUAAACUGUUUUCUACUCUCAGACUUGGUGUUCUGUUUAUAAACAUGCUUAGAAGACAUGGAUUCAGUCACUACAUAUUGAGCUAUUGUCCAACCAUGCUCCUGCAUUCCAUACAAAGUAAUUUAACACAACUUUGGCUGAUAGGGCCAGCUUGAGUAGAUAAGUUAAGCAUUAACACAGAAGGACUGUGGACUGUGAGGGGAAAAAAUUAGAGUACAGUACUGAGAUUCUUUCCAAAGCUGCAUUCUGAAAUAGCAUUGUAUUUUUAGACUAUCUUUCUUGCUUAAAAACACAAUACAUAGUUACAUUUAUAUGAUAUUUAGCUAUUUGCCUUUGGCAUUUCUCCACGUCGCACAUAAAUAAGCUAUGAAACUCACUGCCACAGGAUAUUUUGGAAGGGAAAAAUAGUAUUGGGUCCCAAAAUGAAUUAGGUCUUUCAUUCCCAAAAUGAAUGAAACCUUCCCCAGGUUCUUGGGGAAGGUUCUUUCACACUAUGGAACAUGGUAUUUGGGAUGAUACAGACGAUCUUAACUCUUGACUGCCAGAAAAUGUGCAGUAGUCUUGUGAUCAUUCUAAUGUUUGUGCUGUGUCUUACACUAACUUCCUACAUGUCUCCUGCUAGCUGUUGUCACAGGGGAGAAAACUGGGCCAUCAGUUUGAUGUAAGAUGGUAUCUCCUAUUUUAUAUCACAUAAUGUUCCAAAUACCACACCUCAUUGCUGGGGAUACUUGAAAAGUUGUGCAAUGCCCUACGAAACACUGCAGCUCAGUUCUUCAUUGCUGCAGUAUUUGAAAUUGUGCUUCUGGAAAUUUGAAUAUAUCAAGGCUCAACAUUAGUGGAAAGGUCCUGCAUUUCAAAAGCACCUGCAGCACCAAACACAAGCCUUAGUUUUUCAGUUUUGGGGAUACUAAAAAACGGAGUUCUAUAUAGGCAGAACAUUUACAUGAUCAGUAGAGACUUGAAAUAUAGUAAUAGGCAUUUUUAUCUUAAAAUGUUUAAAAUUUCAGUUAAUAACAAUUUACUGUAGGUCAGAUCAAAAGUUCUUUUAAGUGAGUUUUGACUUAACUGAUGCUAUGCUUGGUGAUAUCCACUGAGCUGCUGAUUAAUAUGUUUAAGAAAUUAAGAUAUAUUCAUAUAGUUAAGAGAACAUAUAACUAACACAUGUAAAUUCCAUUUACAUAAUCUUUAAAAAUACAUUUUUCUGUUACUUUCAUUGUCAGCAGAUAGAGCUGGUGCUAGGUUGCACAGGUAGGUCAGGUGUUCUGGAAAACUGCUCACAGAUGCAAACAUUUGGUCAUACAUUCAGGAAAGCUCCCUGAAAAUGUAGGUUUUAAGCAUUAAUUAAAGUUUAACUUUCUUGUAAUUUGAGAGUAUUUGGAUUAUUAGCAAUAAAAGGUAUCACUUUUGUGGCACAGAAGAAAUAGAUUUGCAACUUAAAAUGUAGUUGAUUCUUAUAUAUAUCUACGUGUAAUGUAAAACAACAAUGCAAUUGCAGCUAGCUUUCAUUACUAGUGAACUUUAGCCAUGUACAUACUUGUUAUGGAAAGGUGUGACAAGACAUCAGUCCAAAACAGGCAUAUUUUACCUGUUGUUUACCUAUAAAUACUGCUGUGAAAUAAGUCAGUUCCAUCUUUUCUGCAUGGAAAUCGUAGAAGUAAAACUGGUAAUAACUGGGAGAUGCAGGGGCUUUAUUUUCUGCACCAUCAUAGUUUAGCUAUUCUUCCCAGACAGUUGCAGAUUAAUGUUUGUAUUGUAUAAAGCUUCAAGUUCAGAUUUCAUUUUUUUGAAAUUCAGUCUCUCCAUUUAUUAAGUGCUGUGAGGUGUAUGUCUAUAUAUAUUUAUAUGUAUUUCUUGAAGAAAUAUUUAAUAUUAUUCAGUCUACAAAAUGUUAAAACUGGUAUUUCAUCUCCCUAGGAAGUACUUACACAUUAAGCAAAAGUAAGCAAAUAAAUCCUCUUCCUCUGCUUUCACAAUAUGAGGGUUGUCUAAAGUGGUGGUGAUUUUGUAACAAAGUUCCACCAGGAGAUAAGAAAGAUACAACCAAUUGCAAACAUGGUUGUGUUUGCAAGGAGACAGCACUGAUAAGCUGCCAUUGCUUUGACUUGCUGGCUGCCUGCUUGCUCAAAAAUCUUUCUGCUGUGGCUGUGAAAACUACAUGAGUUUGUGCUAAUUUUAUGCAUGUAGUGUCAUUCUAUUUAUUUCAUUAUUCCAAACAAUUUCCUGGACUGACUGAUUAAAUCUUACUAGAUUAGGCCACCAAUUCUGUAUAUUGUAAAGAUAAUCAUGGUUCUAUCCAAGGGAAUGAUUUGUUUGC